Carcharodon carcharias (great white shark) is the source of this 2126-nucleotide messenger RNA. It is a transcript of the gene zc3h15, whose product is annotated as zinc finger CCCH-type containing 15. Gene Ontology annotation, cellular component: cytosol. NCBI's taxonomy places the organism in Eukaryota, Metazoa, Chordata, Chondrichthyes, Lamniformes, Lamnidae. The transcript has 10 exons. Gene Ontology annotation, molecular function: mRNA binding; metal ion binding. The record is from RefSeq and is a predicted model, not a curated record. Bases 113 to 1390 code for a protein of 425 amino acids. Gene Ontology annotation, biological process: cytoplasmic translation.
AUUACCCACAAUCCGCCGUUGCGGCUACUUCCUCCGCGAGCGGAUCCUCGAGUCCCGGCGGGAGGGCGGCCGGAGAGACAGAGACUUCACUCACUUACUCAGUGACUCUGAGAUGCCCCCCAAGAAAGCGACCGGCCAGCCCAGCAAAAAGGCUGAGCAGAAGAAAAAGGAAAAGGUUAUCGAGGAUAAGACCUUUGGUCUGAAGAACAAGAAAGGAGCAAAACAGCAGAAAUUUAUCAAAACUGUCACAAAUCAAGUCAAGCAUGGACAGACAGGUGGAAAGCAGAUACCUUAUGGUGAAGAAAAGAAGUCUAAGAAAGAUGAUAAAAAGAAAGAACUCCAAGAGCUGAAUGAACUUUUUAAACCUGUAGUAGUCGCUCAGAAGAUCAGCAAAGGAGCAGAUCCCAAAUCUGUGGUCUGUGCUUUUUUCAAGCAAGGUCAAUGUACCAAGGGUGACAAAUGCAAGUUUUCUCAUGACCUGACCCUGGAAAGGAAGAGUGAAAAGCGCAGCAUGUAUGUAGAUGCCAGGGAUGAAGAGCUUGAAAAGGACACAAUGGAAAAUUGGGAUGUGAGAAAACUGGAAGAAGUAGUGCAAAAAAAACAUGGUGAUGCAGAACAGAAGAAAACCGUAAUAGUAUGCAAACAUUUCCUUGAAGCCAUAGAGAAUAACAAAUAUGGCUGGUUCUGGGUCUGUCCUGGAGGAGGAGACAGUUGUAUGUACCGUCAUGCCUUGCCACCAGGCUUUGUAUUGAAGAAAAACCAGAAGAAAGAAAUAAAGGAAGAAAUUUCAUUAGAAGAUUUAAUAGAAAAGGAGAGAGCAGCCCUGGGACCAGACGUAACCAGAAUCACCCUAGAAACUUUCUUAGAAUGGAAGAAAAGGAAGAGACAUGAGAAAACUGAAAAAGCCCUGCAAGAACUAGAAAAGAGGAAAGCAGAUUUCAAUGCUGGAAAAGCUUUUGGUGUGAGUGGCCGUGAAGUCUUUGAAUUUAGACCUGAAUUGAUUAACGCUGAUGAUGAAGAAGCAGAUGAAACACAGUAUCCUGAAGAACAAGGCGAAGAGGUUGAAGAAGCAGCACAGAUCAAUGACAUUGACAUUUCCCGGUUUGUGCCAAUAGAGAUACAUAAUACUGGCAUUACAGUGUCUACUGGAAUUGAGCGGCUGGGAGCAACACAUUCUGCAAGUUUACCCAAAGAAAUGUCCAGUGAUGCAGAUGAAAAUAAAUUAGAUGAAGCCUCAGGAGGAGUUGCUAACGAUAGUGAAGAUGGUAAAGUGGAUGGAGAAUUAGAAGAUGGUCAGAUCGAUGGUGUCCCUGUAGAUGAAAAUCUCUUCACUGGAGAAGAUCUGGAUGAGCUAGAUGAUGAGUUAGAUGACUUGGAUCUGGAGGAUUAAGGGACCUGGAAAGCAAAGCAUGUUUAAUACAAACUUGGAGACUCAAAUUCAAAGGACUUCAUAUUAAAUAAACAUCUGACUGAUUUCUUUAAUGUUUGACCCCAUAAACUUUUCCUGUGCUGUUUUUAAAAUAUGCAGAAAUAUGGUAUACAUCGACCCUUGCCAUGGUCACUGUUGCCUUGCAAAACACCAAUAGUUGAGACCCACCUUUCAAAAUAGUCCAAAAUGUGAGUAAGCAAGUAUUCACGAGCAUUGCCAACUCUAACAGUGAAAUCCAAUAUUAAAACACUUAUUUAUUCUGUUGGGCUGCAAAUAUUUUAAAAGGCUCAAAUGUAAAUUUUUAUUUUGAAGAACGAUAACAAUGUUCGUUUUAAGAAAUUAUGCUUAAACUCUAUUUUGGACAAGAAAGUAUAGAGCCAUUGGAACAUAGGAUAUGAAAUUGCAUUCUUAAAGGAGAAACGAUGUUAACCAUUUUAACUCUUACCUGAAGAUCAUUUCUAUAUAGAACAUUUCUACAGUGUUGAUCGAGGUAUUGUAAUGCCUAAUGCCACAUUAAGCAAUGCAUCCAGCAUCACUGCUGAACCCCUAGUUUGAGUUCAUCAAGAUGAAGAGUACGAAUUGGCAGUGUUGCAUAUUGAACUUCUCUAAAUGAAUGAUGCAAUUAUUCAAUAUUUGAAAUUUUCAUUACCAUUUAUGUCUGUGCAGGUUGUAAAUAAAGUGUAUUGGAAAAAAAAAA